AAAAUGACAUUUAGUUGACAUUACGUGGCAUUCUAUUUAUUUUAUUCCAUUAACUAAACAUAAACAUAUUUGCAAAUAAUUUAUCCAGCCACAAUGGUAGAUGAGUGCACCAAAAAAACCCUGAGUAGCAUACCUUUGCUACAAACCAGAGCCGGUCCUAGAGAUAAAGACAUAUGGGUUCAGAGGCUGAAAGAGGAGUAUAUGGCAUUAAUCAAAUAUGUCCAAAACAACAAAGAAAGUGGCUCGGAUUGGUUCCAUUUGGAAUCGAACAAAGAGGGCACCAAAUGGUUUGGCAAAUGUUGGUAUAUGCAUAACCUUUUAAAAUAUGAAUUCGAUGUGGAAUUUGAUAUACCUGUAACAUAUCCAGUGACGGCGCCAGAAAUUGCUCUGCCAGAAUUGGAUGGAAAAACAGCAAAAAUGUAUCGCGGAGGAAAAAUAUGUUUGACAGACCAUUUUAAACCUUUGUGGGCAAGAAAUGUACCUAAAUUUGGUAUAGCUCAUGCCAUGGCAUUGGGGUUGGCCCCCUGGUUGGCGGUUGAAAUUCCUGAUUUAAUAGAAAAAGGCGUUAUAAGCUACAAGGACAAGUAAUAAGAAGCCCCGGCUGGAACUCACAACCCAUAACACAGUAUCAAAUCAGGAAGUGGAAAUAAAACUGCAUUUUAUUUUGUUUUUUGUCAACCUCUUAUAGGCUUCAAUGCUUGUUUUGUUUUUUAUUCAUAGUUAAAUAGUUUCAUCCGCUGAUUGAUUUGUUUGAAGGGGGUGUUUUGGAAAUAGUAUUUGAAAAUUGUUAAAAUUAAAAAAAACAACAAAUUUUCAUUUCUUACGUUUUUUUUAAAUACUAGAAACAAUAAAGAACAAAAUUUUGUAAGCUUUAA
Molecule: messenger RNA, 875 nt
Organism: Stomoxys calcitrans (stable fly)
Lineage: Eukaryota; Metazoa; Arthropoda; Insecta; Diptera; Muscidae
Gene: Ufc1
Product: ubiquitin-fold modifier-conjugating enzyme 1
Exons: 4
Coding region: 94-588 (164 amino acids)
Biological process (GO): protein K69-linked ufmylation
Cellular component (GO): cytoplasm
Molecular function (GO): UFM1 conjugating enzyme activity
Source: RefSeq, a predicted model, not a curated record